This is a messenger RNA of Ficedula albicollis (Collared flycatcher), 1438 nucleotides long. RefSeq names its product TATA-box binding protein like 2 (gene TBPL2). The record is from RefSeq and is a predicted model, not a curated record. NCBI's taxonomy places the organism in Eukaryota, Metazoa, Chordata, Aves, Passeriformes, Muscicapidae. Gene Ontology annotation, molecular function: DNA binding; RNA polymerase II general transcription initiation factor activity. Gene Ontology annotation, biological process: DNA-templated transcription initiation. Bases 46 to 1008 code for a protein of 320 amino acids. The transcript is spliced from 7 exons.
CGGAGCUGGAGCAGAGCUGGGGGGUUUGUGUCGCUGGCUGUGCACAUGGAGGGCGCGUCGCCGCUGGAGCGGUACCUGGAGAGCUGCAGCGGGCAGGAUGACUUCUCCACUAGUCCUCAUCUGUUCACUCCUAUGAGUCCUUAUGGUUUAGAACUUCCAACUCAAACAGCUUCCCAGUUAAGUCAGUCCAAGGAGCUCCUUACAGACUUCUCCUCUGUGGAUCUCAGCUUUCUCCCAGAUGUCACCCAAGAUAGCAAAGAACAAAGCCUCUCUGAGGAUGGCCAUGGAACACAAAAAGAGCUCGAUGGGUCACUACCAAGUGAUGAGGACAGUGGUGUUCUCACGGAUGAAAGCAGCUUGUCACAGCCAGGUGCAGCUCAGCCAUCUCCUGAAGCAUCUGACAUCUGUCCUCCCCUGACUCCAAUGACUCCACUGACCCCAGCAACAUCUGCUUCAGAAAGCUCUGGAAUAGUCCCUCAGCUACAGAAUAUCGUGUCAACUGUCAACUUGGCUUGUAAACUGGAUCUGAAGAACAUAGCUCUGCAUGCCAGAAAUGCAGAGUAUAACCCAAAGAGGUUUGCUGCUGUGAUCAUGAGAAUCAGGGAACCACGAACAACAGCCCUCAUCUUCAGUUCAGGAAAAAUGGUCUGCACAGGAGCAAAAAGUGAAGAGCAGUCGAGGCUGGCAGCCAGGAAAUACGCGCGGGUGGUGCAGAAGCUCGGCUUCCCUGCCAAGUUCCUGGACUUCAAGAUCCAGAACAUGGUGGGGAGCUGUGAUGUGAGGUUCCCCAUCCGCCUGGAAGGCUUGGUUCUCACCCACCAGCAGUUCAGCAGCUAUGAACCUGAACUAUUCCCUGGCCUGGUUUAUAGGAUGGUCAAACCAAGGAUAGUGCUGCUUAUCUUUGUGUCUGGAAAAGUUGUGCUGACUGGAGCAAAAAACCGUUCUGAAAUCUAUGAGGCAUUUGAGAACAUCUACCCCAUUUUAAGAGGUUUCAAGAAACCAUCGUGACGCAGCUGGAAAAGCAAUCCAGAAUAACUGCUGGGUUUGUGUUGCCCUGCAUGGAGCAGAAGCCAAGGGGAUUCCUGGACCCAAUUGUGGAGCUGGGGAUUAUUAAGCAAAUUAUUCAUUUCUGAAAGCCACAUAUGCUGAUGCCUUUCUAUAGCUUGUGAAAUGUUCUUGUCUGUCUGUAAUCCAUAUGAGUUCUGACAACUUUUGUCAAGUUAAAACACUUGAUAAAUGAAUGCACUUUUAAUAGAAUGCAUAUUAAGGUGGCACUUAAAAAUAUUUUGUGGUAGAAGCCAUGUGUCUCCCUGUUGAACAGGUGAAUCCACACUGCAAUUCAAACUGGCUUAAUCAAAAUCCUCAGCUUGAAGUGUCCUGAAUUGCUCCUACAGUGUUGUAGCUUCAUUUUUAAGCUCCACUUAUAUUAUUGUCUGUA